ACUUCUCUUAUUUCAAGUACAAGAAUAGAAACUUGUUCACUCACCUAGCAGAGACCUUGACAGGAGGAACACCUCACACUUCUUCCAAGCUGGCACUGGAUAUCAAGUGUUUGGAAAGAAAUGGAAGAAAACAAACCGUCUGUACAAUGGUUCAUUGACACACAAUCGGAAUGGUUUCUACAGCAUGGCAUCCCUGAAUGGUUUCAUGGGAUUAUCACAAGAAAAGAUGCAGAAGAUUUACUAAAGGACACGGCUAUAGGAUGUUUUCUCAUCAGAGUUAGUGAAAGCAGGAUUGGGUACAGCUUAUCCUACAGGACUCUGGACCGCUUCAGACAUUUUAUGAUUGAUGUUUUGAAAGACCAACAGUGCAUUCUUGCUGGAGAUACAAUAAUCCACAAUACAUUAGAGGACCUAGUAAAUUUUCAUAAACAGCAUCCUCUGUGUCCUUAUCAUGAAUUUUUAACACAACCAUGUGGACAGAAAACAUCAUCCGGUGCUGACUAUGAAGAAUUAUUUGAAAACAGAUCAACAACGCAAACAUCAUUUCAUAGUCCAGAACAUUCUCCUAUAGGCAUCAGCAUGCUCCCAACACUGCCUGUGGAAACACACAACCCACCUGUCCCACCAAGGAGACUGCAGACUUCUUAUUCUUUCAAUUCCCAAAUAAUGACACCAGCAUGCAAUCCAACUUCAGUAAACAGGCUCUAUCCAUUACUACCUACAGAACUGCAAAAGACAGGCAACACUGUCCCUCUGAUUCCAAGUGAGCACAGACCUAUAACGAAGUCACAAAGUGUAGAUUUACCACACCCAAACACAGCUCACAGCUCAAAUUGGCCCAGUAAAAAUGAAAGACUGGGUAAUUCAUCAAAGAAACCCUUGAAAGCUUGUAAAAGUGCAAUGAACAAAGCAGUAUCUUUCAUGAAAGAAGGAGACAUAGCACAGGAUUUGAAGAAAAUGGAAAACACAAUGGCAGCACACAUGAAAAAUGUCAAAGACAGUUUUGGACGCUUUGGACAAACAGGACAGAAAAACUCCUCUCCCACACUGCAGAAGAGAUCCCGCCAACCAAGUGUCCCAGAAGAAUAUACAGCACCACCACCUUUUGCACCAGGAUUCUCCUAAACAGGAAAGAGGGAUAAGGCUAAAAAGCCUACUCUAUACAUGAAUACUGUAUACAUGGGGGGUAUUAUGAAUAUUCUU
Messenger RNA from Hyla sarda, 1203 nucleotides. RefSeq names its product hematopoietic SH2 domain-containing protein-like. The transcript has 6 exons. The record is from RefSeq and is a predicted model, not a curated record. Gene Ontology annotation, cellular component: cytoplasm. Bases 121 to 1125 code for a protein of 334 amino acids. Lineage: Eukaryota; Metazoa; Chordata; Amphibia; Anura; Hylidae.